Sitophilus oryzae (rice weevil) is the source of this 4696-nucleotide messenger RNA. RefSeq lists its product as uncharacterized. The transcript is spliced from 17 exons. Bases 153 to 4562 code for a protein of 1469 amino acids. Gene Ontology annotation, molecular function: ubiquitin-protein transferase activity. Gene Ontology annotation, biological process: double-strand break repair via homologous recombination; negative regulation of fatty acid biosynthetic process; positive regulation of transcription by RNA polymerase II. Gene Ontology annotation, cellular component: BRCA1-BARD1 complex; BRCA1-A complex; plasma membrane. The record is from RefSeq and is a predicted model, not a curated record. NCBI's taxonomy places the organism in Eukaryota, Metazoa, Arthropoda, Insecta, Coleoptera, Curculionidae.
ACUGGGGAACUGUGAAGUGAAAAGAGAAAACAGGAAUAAUCACAGGGAAUAAUCAAUCUAGAAAAAAUUAGAAAUAGGUUCAAUUUAUUCGUCAUUUACUAUGAUUAUUGUGUUUCUGUACAUAAUGUAAACAGUAACAAAGCGUUUUAAAUAUGGAUUCAGAAGAGUUGUUAAAAUUGUCGAAUAUUAUUAUAGAUCUGAAGAAAAAAGUGAAAUGUUCAGUAUGUUACGAUUAUGUACAAGAUGUAGUGGAAACCGAAUGUGGACAUUUGUUUUGUAGAGAAUGUUUUGGAAAACAAACUGUGCUUUGUCCAGUUUGUAAAGCUGUUAUAAGUCGACGUCGUUCGAUUUAUAAAGAUGAGUUUUUGAACUCUCUAAGCAGAUUUGUUAAUGAAACUUGUCAGCUAAUCAAAGAAAAAUAUACUUAUGAUGUGGAAGAGAUAGAAAAAGUUAAUAGCAAUCAACUUGAAAAGAUAAUUGAAACAGCCCCAAACAACAUUUAUAUAAUACCUUCAGAUGAUGAUAUCCCAAGAAAUAAGAAGGAACCUGUUGAAGAUGCAUUUGAUAAAUUGAUAUCAAAUAAAAGAAAAUGUUACACAAACAAAAACAAAUUAUCAACAAGAGAAGAAAUUUUAGAUUUUGAUAAUUGUGAAACAAGAUCGAAAGUUGUUAACUGGUUGAAAGAAAAUAAACAAAAACUUGACAUCUUAACACAAAAUAAAUCUGAGUUGAAAUCUAAUGAUCAUUUUGAAAUUCCUUCUGUUUCUCAAGUAGGUAGAAAGGUAGUGAAGAAUAACAGAUCAAAAGGAAGGACACAAUCGUUAUCAAUAGCUGAUGAGGCCGAAGAUAAAAUUUUAAGGAGAUACCAAAGUUUAAGCCAGAGUCUUGGUGACAUUGACAACUACAACAUUGAAGAAGUUCAAUCAGAAGAGUUAAUGAAGCAGGUUGAAAGAAAGGUAUUACAAGACAUGUUAGAGGAUCAGUGCUUAGUCAAUCUAGAAAAUAUAGCUAAGCAAACGGAGGUUGCUAAAAAUAUUUUCAACAAAGAUAAAAAAGCCCAAACUACAAAAAAUGUAUCACCCAAUUUUUCAAAUGCCGGUUCAGCUUCGGGGUGGGAUAGAAUUGGAAAUGUAAAAAAGUCAUUAAGAACCAUAAAAAAGGAGCCCAAAAAACUAAAAAUUGUUUUGCAGGAUAUUAACAGCAGUAUCAAAGAUAAUAAGGGAAAAAGACCACUGAGGAAAUCUACUGCUAAGAGUAAUGCUAAGAAUAGAAAAUGGCCUGUAGAAGAAAAAGAAAAUCCUAUACACAUAAUUGAAGGAAAUGCCAAACAAAAAGAUCAGAAGGAGCGGCAUACUCACAACAGAACAAAGUCUAACUCAAAUAAUAUAGACAAAUGUACUAAAGAAAAUAUGGUUAAUCACCAAAAAAGUCGUGCAAAACAGUGUCUUGUUAUUGAAGAUUGCAAUCAAGACAUAUCUGAACAAAAUGGAGAUAAAAAUGUGUGUAAUCUUGAAGAAGAUUUAAAUGAUGAUAUAUUUUCAAUGGCAACUCAAAAAACUAGCAAUGACAGUAAUAUAAUAGAUAACAUUUAUGUUGUUCCUGUAUCAAAGCAUAUGACUAAUAUAACAACCAUUGCUAUUGCAUUAUCUGAUAAUUUAGAUAAUUGUAUGAAGCAUGUUAAAAAUUUUGACGGUGAUUCACUGCUGCAUUGUUUUUCAAAUCUCAAAACCUACGUGGAUAAAAUACAACAAUUAAAAAUUGAACAAAAUAAUGAAAAAGCAGUCCAAACUUCACGUAUUGAUGGCGUUAUUAAAUGUGAUGCCUAUACACAGACUAAUAAAUUUAGUUACCUGAAUAAAACAGUGCAGACUCGAGUAGUUCAAAUGCACUCUAUGGGUCUACAAACAUCUUGUUCUUUAAAGCAUGUGGAAACUCAAACUGAAGAAAAUAAAACAAAUGAAGAUAUUGAUAAUUUGAUAAUAGGAAGUAGUGAAGAAAAAAUGGAUGUUGAGGAAUCUAUAAAACCUAUCGACAAUAACAUGGAAGAAUUUACAACUGUAAACACAUCCAAAUCUAAUAAUGUAAAUGUUACUAACGAGGCGAAUAUGGCCUAUAAUAGUCCAAAAACGUUUUCAAAAAUUGACUCAAGCCAACACCAGCACAGUUUGAAUUCACUUUUGGUUUGCACAUUGAAUUCCGCAAAGUCUAAAAAAUCACAAAGACAAGUUAACAAAAAGCUAUUCGAAGACAUGAGUUCCUCCAGGAAAUUUAAAAGAAUUCGUGAAGUAAAUCCGGAUAGUGACUCCGAUGACGGCACAAAUCCAAGCAAAAGGAAAUUUGUUAAGGAUGAUUUAACUGUCGAAUUUUUAGACACGGAAAAUGUAAAAGAAAGCGACGAUUUGGUGACAGAGGACGAUGAUAACAUUGACUAUGAUAAAUAUUUAAAGGAAGUAAUGGAAAAAUAUGGGUCACCAACCAAAAAUAUUAAGACCUGUGCUGCUAAAACACCUGAAAAGCAACCGGAAAAUUGCACGAAGAGCGCAUUACAAAAAUCGCAGAAAAGAAAAAUUGACACGCAACAAUUUAGCAGCGGAAAUGGAAUUUUUACAGGAAAUACACAGUUCGAAGAAAAUAUGGAUAAAAUUGAGAAAGAAAUUCACCAGUAUGAAGAACUACAAAAAUCAGUUAAUACGGAAAGCGAUCUAAUACUUGGAACGCCGACUGUUUUACAUGAUUCUAAGAAACUCAAACUUUUAAAUUUUAAAUCGAAAGGAACUAAAGCAGUAUCAGAGGAGGCAAUUGAAACCACCAGUACUGGAUGUGUGUUAAGUAAAAAAUCGGCCGGUGACAAAAAAGUACUGAACACAAAACGUUCACAGCAUGGAACAUCCACCCAGGAUGCGCUUAACAUUUUGGAGGAGUUGAAAAAUGAUGAUUCUUUUUUUGAUGAAAACGAGGAAAACAACUUACAAAGUGAAGUGACUAUCAAAAAUCGUGGUAGUUUGAAGACUGGAAUAGAGUCACAUACUAAAAGUGGCAAAAUGAGUGCUACAUCUCAUGACAUAGACGAGAUUCUUGCUGAUCUAGAACGCGACGACGACAAGGAAGUAGAAGCUGAGUUGGAAAACAUAAGUUUCACUGCUGAGGCCAGAAAAUUAGAAAAACGGGAACAAAACGGCGAUAAGAUCUCUAUUUUACAAGAUAUAAAAAUACAGGACAAAGUAAAAAAUAAAACUGAACAAAUAGGGAUAGAUAUUAUCGAUAGCAGUGGUGAAAGCGAUGACGAUAUAUGCGAAACAACGCCGCAGAAAGAGAAAAAGAGGCCUUCUUUUAAUAGAUCAAGCAAUGUGGACGAGAUAAUUCAAAUUAACGAUACUACGAUUGAACCUCUUGACAUCUGUUUGCCACCACCUCCAGGGUUUGAAGAUGACGGUCGCUCUAAAUCGACUUCGCCUUCUCAACGGGAAUUUGCCGUGGAUGCUUCAUUAACACCAGAUCAGCUCUUUCUAGAAGAUCAAAUCACAGCACAGCUAGAUGAAAUACAACCAAGCGGCAUAAUCAAAUCUGGCAAACAUAAAAAUAAACUACUCUCGCAAGAAAUAAAGGAAAAAUUUGGAAAUUUAGCCGCAGAAAUUAUUGAUGAUGAAAUGUUUUCCCCCAUUGCAAAACCAACCAUGAAUAUAAGAAAUGUUAGGUUGAGUUCUAACACACCUUUAGUAAACACACCUUUAGUAAACACACCUAGAUUGACCAACAAAAAACCCAGCAUACUCACUUCCACCCCAAACCAAAAAAGCAUUCUGAACUAUCUCAAACAAACUGAAUCGAAAUCUCCAACUAAAAAAUCGAAGCCGUGCAUUAUGUUCUCUCGCAUCCAAAACAAGGAAUUGAAAAAUGUUUUCAAACAGCUGGAAAUGAGGAAGAUGAUUUCUGUUAGCGGUUCGUUCCAGUCGCAAGUGACGCAUUUAAUUGUAGCCGUCGACGAAAUGGGCAGAUUGAAGGGUCACACUGCCAAGUUUCUAUUGGCCGUGGCUGCGGGAAUAUGGGUGGUGAGAUACGAUUGGGCCAUAGAGUGUUUGAAGGCGAAUAAAAUCGUUCCAGAGGAUCCAUAUGAAGCAUUAGACGUAUCGGGAAUUCCAGGUCCCCAGAAAUCAAGAUUGACAAGAAACUCAAAUCCACUAUUUCAAGAAUACUCGUUUUUCAAUGCUCCACCCUUUACAACACUGUCGGUUAAAGAUGUUGAGGACGUAGUUCGAAUGUUAGAUGGUGAAAUCGUUGACAAAUUAGAGGAUCUAACUAAUGACAAUGGUAGAAUAAAGUUAAUUAUAACUGAUUCAUCUGCUACAGAAGAAGUUGAAAAAUUUGAUGAUUGGUUAGAUAACUUCAAAACAGCCACAGUCGACAUCGAGUGGUUCAUCAAAUGCGUGGCAGAAUACCAAAUAAUUAGUUUUCGGCCUUUUUUGAUGUGUUCUGAUGAAAAAAUUUUUGAUCUAAAUUAUCCACAGGCCUUGACCCAAUCUGUGCCAUUUAGUUUUACAGAAACCUGUGGUGAGACCAUGUAACUUUUCGUUUUUUUUGUCUUUAUGUUUUUGUUAUUUUCUUUACGUUCGUCUUUUAUAUAUUUUUACAAUAAAUAUAUACGCAUAGUCUAUUAUAAAUGUUUGUUGCCAUCUUUAAAUAUAUUUUUAUAGUUUUG